Messenger RNA from Glycine soja, 1095 nucleotides. RefSeq names its product nuclear transcription factor Y subunit C-2-like. Gene Ontology annotation, cellular component: nucleus. Gene Ontology annotation, biological process: regulation of DNA-templated transcription. The record is from RefSeq and is a predicted model, not a curated record. The transcript is spliced from 2 exons. Gene Ontology annotation, molecular function: DNA-binding transcription activator activity, RNA polymerase II-specific; protein heterodimerization activity. NCBI's taxonomy places the organism in Eukaryota, Viridiplantae, Streptophyta, Magnoliopsida, Fabales, Fabaceae. The coding region runs from base 139 to 756 and encodes 205 amino acids.
AACAAACUCACACUUCUUUCUUUGACUUUCAUUAUCAGCUUCUUCUCCUCUCUACAAUUUUUCUCUCUUCGGUUUGGUAUUGAAAUCUCAAUCACUUUGAAACAAAUUAGUGGAGAAUAUUUUGAAGUCCAUAACAACAUGGAUCAAAACCAGCAUGGUCAACCAACACAAGAAGCAGUUGGCAAGAACCAAUAUCAAUCUAAUCCUAUGAUGGCACCUACCAAUCCUCCUAGUGAGACUAUUGGUCCUUAUGUCACAUCAUCCUUCCCUAGAGAGAAACAACAUGCUCCCCAAGACAUUUACCAGGAACAACUCAACAACUUUUGGGCAAAACAGUGCCAGGAAAUUGAGGAGACCACUGAUUUAAGGACUCACAGCUUGCCUUAUGCUAGGAUUAAGAAGAUCAUGAAGGCUGAUAGGGAUGUGAGGAUGGUGUCAGCUGAGGCUCCCGUGUUGUUUGCCAAGGCCUGUGAAAUGUUUAUUAUGGAGCUCACAAUGAAGGCUUGGGCCAAUGCUGAGGAUCACAGAAGGAGGAUACUUCAGAAGAGUGACAUUGCAUCUGCAAUCUCAAAGACUGAUGUGUUUGAUUUUCUUGAGGAUAUUGUCCCCAGGGAUGUAGGCAUACCAAGAUCAAGCAUUGCUCAAAAUUUUGAUCUAAGUAUGCCACCACAUCAGAAUGUCACAUACCCACCAUAUUAUGUUCCAGCAAUGGUCACGGGAAGACCCAUUCCUGAUCAAAAUCAUCAUGGGCCGUAAACCCAUCCUUUCCCAACCCCUGAAAAACAAAACAUCCAUUCUCCCAAUUCAGAUGAUUGAGCAAAUAAAAGUAGUUGGUGAAUGCAAUGGUAAUUAAGGAGACAAUGUAUGGUCAAUAUGCUCGGCUUUAAAUGAGGCCUUUUUUUGGUUCUAAUGAUGGUAUGUUAAAUUGAAUUUAGUUGUUAUGAUGUGGAUAUUCCAAGGUUGCUUUCAUUUUAUUUUAUGUUUUGGUGUUGUGAAUAUGAAUAUAUAAAUCUAGAGAAAUGUACACCAAAGGCGCGGUGCAUUGCAAGGAACUAAAGCAAUAUAAUGAGCUAGCAUUAGUCUUUCCAUUGCCUA